GCAAAUGAGUAACUUGAGUGCGCAUAAAAAAACUGUAUCCCGAAUCUGGAGUGUGUUUGGGAGUGCCACCCCGAGUCAGUCAUUUCAGACUUUUGCAGUUUUUGACAGUUCUGAUGAGUGUGCCCUUUUUCCAAGCUUUUUAAGCCUCCAAAAAUUAAGGGCACAGGAGAGAAAAAACCCAACCUGUACAAAAACAACUUGUUCCUCGCCUUUGCAUGCUCAGUCCCUAAUUAUUCAUUUUUAUCAUAAUUUAAAUGUGGUGAGUAUUUCUGAGUGUCACCAGCUGGUGUGUCUGUUGUGUUGCAGUUCAAACUGAGCUUGCCGUACAAAGAGGAGCACAUGAUCACAUACCUGCAGCCAGGUGUGGAGUACUGUGUCAACGUCUCUGUGACGUCAUUCUUCAGCAGCAGCCAUGUCUCCAGUAAACCUCACUGUGCCUUCACCAGCCCACCUAUGCCCAGGAGCUCAUUGUACAUGGUCUUCAUCCUGCUGGCUGCGUUCUGUGCUCUGGGAUUUCUCCUCAUAGGACUGGUCAUCUACAGCGGUAGACGGUUGCUGAGACAACGCCUAACCAGACCUCUGGUAACAGAUCCGACUGUGUGUGCUUAAAUUUUGCACCCAAAAUACUCCAUGAUCACAGAGUGAAUAGAUUGUGAUACAAUGUAGUACAGAUGCCA
Plectropomus leopardus (leopard coralgrouper) is the source of this 677-nucleotide messenger RNA. Lineage: Eukaryota; Metazoa; Chordata; Actinopteri; Perciformes; Serranidae. The record is from RefSeq and is a predicted model, not a curated record.